Messenger RNA from Trichophyton rubrum CBS 118892, 2161 nucleotides. RefSeq lists its product as uncharacterized. Gene Ontology annotation, cellular component: mitochondrial inner membrane. Gene Ontology annotation, molecular function: phosphate transmembrane transporter activity. The record is from RefSeq and is a predicted model, not a curated record. Bases 452 to 1210 code for a protein of 252 amino acids. The transcript has 2 exons. Gene Ontology annotation, biological process: mitochondrial phosphate ion transmembrane transport. Lineage: Eukaryota; Fungi; Ascomycota; Eurotiomycetes; Onygenales; Arthrodermataceae.
CUGAAAAAGCCGCCCGGAGUUGCUGCCGGCCCGGGCCAGAUGACACAUCACGUGAUCGGAUCAGGGACCAACCUUCCGCGCUCAGAUUUUUUUUUGCUCCGAAUUCUUCCAUCUCUUCCCAGAUCACCAACGCUCUCAACUCACCCUCUACUCUCCCCCCGUCCACCCGCUCUUCUGCGUCUUGCGCAUUCAUCACCGUCGCAAUGGCCUCUGCUCCCGCUGCUCUGGCUCAGGCCGUCCCCGAGAAGAAGCCCGAGGGCGUUGCCCUGUACGCUCGUUUCGCCUUCGCCGGUGCUGUCUGCUGCUCCGUCACUCACGGUGCUUUCACUCCCGUCGAUGUGUAUGUUAUCCAGCCCUUUGGAAUCAAUUGGUCGUGAUUUUACUGACAGGUUCAUCUCUGAACAGCGUCAAGACCAGAAUCCAGCUUGAUCCUGCCACCUACAACCGUGGUAUGAUCGGCGGUUUCCGCCAGGUCAUCCAGAAUGAAGGUGCUGGUGCUCUUUUGACUGGUGUCGGCCCAACCUUCGCCGGUUAUUUCCUCCAGGGUGCAUUCAAGUUCGGUGGAUAUGAGUUCUUCAAGAAGCAGUCUAUCGAAAUGCUCGGUCUCGAGACCGCUCGCCAGAACCGUGCUCUUGUCUACUCUGCUUCUGCUGCCAGUGCCGAGUUCUUUGCCUCCAUUGCCCUCUGCCCUCUCGAGGCUACCCGUAUCCGUCUUGUCUCCCAGCCUACCUUUGCCAACGGUUUGAUCAGUGGUUUCGGAAAGAUCCUCAAGAACGAGGGUGUUGGUGCCUUCUACAGCGGAUUCGGACCUAUCCUCCUCAAGCAGAUCCCCUACACCGUCACCAAGUUCGUUGCUUUCGAGAAGGUUUCUGAGACUGCUUUCUCCUUCCUCGACAAGUCUAAGCUCUCCGACGCCGCUCAGACUGGUGUCAACUUGGGAUCUGGUCUUAUGGCUGGUUUCGCUGCUGCCAUUGUCUCCCAGCCCGCUGACACUAUGCUUUCCAAGAUCAACAAGACCAAGGGUCUUCCUGGUGAGGGCAUCGUCUCCCGUCUCAUCAAGAUUGCUGGUGAGCUCGGCUUCCGUGGUGCCUUCGCUGGUCUUCCUACUCGUCUGUUCAUGGUUGGUGGUCUUACUGCUGGUCAAUUCGCCAUCUACGGUGACAUCAAGAAGGCUCUUGGUGCCACUAACGGUGUCGAGAUUGCCAAGUAAGCACUCCAUCGCGGACAUCCCAAAAUUUCGCAUGGUUUAGUUAGGUGGUAGGAAAACGUUUUGGUAUAGAAAUGAGGAUGGCUAUAUCUUCAGCCAUUUUCAUUUUUCUUUGAGUUGGAGAGACGGGCUCCCUUUCUUUCAUUUCAAUCACCCUCCCUUUUCCCAAGAUGCGGUGCCCUCCACAUCCUCCGCAACUUUAGUGUAUAAUUGCAUCGGGCCGGCCAAAACCAACUGUACACUCUGGCGGGCGUUAUCAUCUUGUUUCAAUGACUGUAAUAGACUGUUUCCUUGUGCUUUAGAUUUCUAGGUUGUGCAGGUGGUUGCUGCAUGGCUUUUCUACAAUCCAGAGACAUUGAUGUUAUGUUUCAAUUUGCAGAUGCUCUAACGUGUGGGUUCUAGUUCGUCGUUUGCUGUCGAGAUUAAUCAUGUCACUAUUGCCCUGCCGCGGGAUUUUUCUACAACUCACGUUGAAUCGACAUGCCCCUUGAAUAGCGAUUGUCGCUGAAAUACCCAACUCGUUCGAUGCUUUUGAUAAAUCAUGAGCCUUUGUGCAAAGCUUCAAAAACUUUGAUCACAUGGUAACUGAGUUGAACCUGGGCCAUCAACUACAGUCUAUCUCCAUUCAUUUCACACCUGGAGUUAACGAGGCGCUUGCGGACCAUGAGAUCCCUCUUCAGGCUCCGCAGAACACGACGAUCACGUUCAGAAACUAAACAAUCAAAGGUGUUUAUCUUGGUUAGUGAUUUCAUCCAUCCAACACCGUCUGCUUUACUUCCAGCUCGGGCUGCGGGAAACACUUACGAGAAACAUUCUGUGUGCAAGUAUAGCUCUUUAACGUCUCCAGCUAAUACUUUCCUCUGUGCUUCUGCCGCUGCAUUACGAAUAUCGUGGAGCAUGGAAGGUGGGCCACAAACGACGAUUCCAGCCGAUUUUCCGGCGGCCUGCUCCGCC